AUGAAGAUUUCCCUCAUCACUGCUGCUGGUGCUUGGUACUGGGUCUCCUGGUGUGGAGAAGAUCUAUGCUCAUCUUGCUUGUUUAAGUGGAUUCUGUGUGAUGGAGACAAUGUGAAAGGGAUUAAAUCAGAGAUCUCUUUGGGGGAUCCCUUCCAACUCCCCAUAGUCUGACUGCUCUGUGACUGCAGCUCCCAUCCACUUUGACCAUUGGCCAAGCUGACUAAGGCUCAUGGGAACUGGAGUCUAACAUCAUAUGGAGAGCUACAGCUUUCACAUCCCUACAAUAAAAAGAAACCAAAGUACUUGGGUUUUCUUUUCUUUUCUUACUGAGGUUUUCCCAUGUUCCCAAUUAGAGGCAAAUCACAUUGGAAAACAUCACCAUUGCCUAGGAGUAUAAGUCAAAUAUUUGCUCCUGUGAUGAUGGAUGCUUUUGUUCUUUGGGAUCCUGCCAGUGAAUAUUGAUGAAAAGGCCUCUGGGAUACACAUUCAACUCUAUUCAUCUACAAUUCAUGAAUCUAUUUCCCCAAAUUAAUAAUAGCUAAGUAUCCAAACAGUUGCUGUCUGUCCUGAUACCCAAUCAUCUAGGGCCUUAAUUGGCCAUCUUGACUGUGAGUUGGGCCCCUGGUUGAUGAAGUGGAAACUGCAAUUUCUUGAAGUCUCGCAAGGCAAGGAAGGCACCUUGCCCUUGGUAGGUCCACAACUUGUCAGAUAUUUUCUCUAGCAGAGGACUAGCACAAGCUGAAUUGCGCUCCCCUGAAAGCAUGGAGCAGUAGCAGCAUAGCAGCAUGCACCUAGUCCUUGGUCUAUCUGUCCAUGUUCUAUAUAAAAGAAAGGGCAGUUGCUACAAAAUAAGUAUGGUAAUUGCCUCUCUGCUCUCACACUGCCCUACUACAACUUUCAUGUUUGUAUGGCUGAAACAGAAGUUUUAUAUUGACUUACCCCUUUCCUGCUAACCCAGGCAUCCAGUACUCCAGGUGAAAUAUUAAUGGAUGAUGUAGAUUAGUGGUGGGGAACGUGAUAGGAACCUCAGAGUGUUUUCUGUGGUCAGGAUUUGGUGAUACUAAUAGUUGAGCACCUUAGGCUGCAUUACACUUUGGGUAGAAGAUUGCCUGCACAUUUUCCUUCCUCUUAAGUCAGUUUUUAUACUUUCUAUAAAACAAGAAAACUGGAGUAUCAGGAGGCUUAACUUAAAACUCCUCAUCUCUGUUCCUAGCUUUUGUGUGGUGUUGGGUACAUUACAUGAGUAUCCUAUCAAUCAAAGGGAUAACUGGGAGCUUCACACAAGCAGAGUGGCACUGUCUGGUGCAAUGGAGAUUGUGCCUUGUGUUUUUAUAGGAGACCACACAUUCCUGGAGCUCAGGGGGCCCUGAUGCUCAUAAACCAGGCUGGGGGAGAGGAUGUGUCAGGCUGUCAAAUGGAUGGUUUUAACAUGCAUCUAUCAAUGCCUCUCCUUUUGGAAUCCUGGAAAAGUCCCACCAGGAGGCAAUGGCUCCCUCAGUUUCACAGCCUUUGGUGGUUUAGUGCCAUCCAGUGUGAUGGCCUUAGGCUGUCCCUGAGAUAGCAUUAGAUUCCCAUGGCCCCAGUCUGAACUGAGUCCCACAGUAAUGUUGUGCUUCUGCUCUUCUUACUUUUCUCUUUAAGGGCACAGAUAUGGAUCAAUCUUCUUGAUAGGCUUAAGCCAAUCUCUCCCCCUGCCCAUCUUGACUUAUUGACAUUCAUGACAACAAAGCUUGACAAUUGUUGACUUACAAGGGUAUUCUUUCAUGCACCAUAGGAAUGCUCAAAAGUAGAGAUGGGGCACCGGUGGCCAUCCCGUUGUGGCUGGACUCCAACCUGCAUUGUCCUUGACCAUUGGCUGGGCUGCCUGCAGUUGAUGGAUAUUGGAACCCAUCAACACUUGCAGAGUCACACCUUCUCCACUGUUGUUGGGACAGAAGUUUUCUUCACUGAGCUGUUAUAUAAAUAAAGCAAGCAGAUAAAGGGUGCCAAAUUAUUAUUUUCUUCUUCUUCUUCUUCUUCUUCUUCUUCUUCUUCUUCUUCUUCUUCUUCUUCUUUUUACAAAUCUACUUGCAAUACAACGUGAAUAAAUGACAAAAUCAUUAUCCAAUAUAAAUGGAGUUGUCGGCUGUAGAUCCAUAAUGCAUCUAAAUGGUAUGCAAUGUAUCUAACAUAUUCUAAUGCGCUUCUGUUUUAUCCUUUCUGCAGCAUCAUAGGAGAGCGCAUUCUCUGCCCCCCUUCUUUGUAUGGAUUUAAUGAAACAGGGGACACAAUGCGAGAACAAUCCUGAAUGCAUUCAACAUGUAUCAAGUGGGCAGUCAGAUCUGCUUUAUCACAAAUGUUAUUUCUGCUGUCUUUUAUAUAAUUAACACAGAGGAAAUAUGAUUGCUUAAGCAUUUUAAAACCUGGGGAAAGGCUGGGAUAGGGUGGGACAGCAACUUGUAAGGUGGCAUUUAAAAAAUCUCCUAGGUGCUGCAGGACUGGCUGCCUUAUUCUUCCCAAGUGGUGUUUAGAGAAAAGUCAUGUGAGCUUGGAGGAGAAUGUGUGCAAGGACUGCCGGCAUAUACUGAGCUGUGUAGUGGGAGACAGAGUGUGAGUGAGAGACUGCUUGUACAAAGGUAAAGUGCAGGCUGCAGUUACAGCUUCUGCAGUCUUGGAGCUAAUACUUGUGAUCUGUCUUGGCAUCCUGGCUAUCCUUCAUUCCCAGGGCGUGUGAACUCUCCAGAUUCCCAAGAUAACAGUCACUGAGAGAGAAAAGGAGAGGAUGCUUUUCAAAUUCUGAAAAUAUCUCCUGGGAGAUCCCACUGCUUUCAUUGAAUUUUACAAAAAGGUAAUGUACUUUCUGUUCUGUUUCUCUCAUUUUAUUUAUGAUUUUUAUUUUAUUGAAAUGCAUUCUGUACCCUCUACCUGUUUUGAGAAAACUGGCUGUACUUUAAAAGGAAAUAGAUCCCCUUUUAAUUUUACCUAAGAGGAAAGAAUCCCUUGUCUGGAUAUGCAAAAAAUUGCUGAUGAAAUGAGAGCAAACUGAAAUGUAUCUCGGGUCCUGAGCCAACGAUGCAGUGUACCUCAAUCUAAGAGGGGUUAAAACUUAUCUGGAAAACUCAUCAAGUUUUUGGUGCUACCUAGUAUUUUAAAAGUCCAAAGGAGUUUCAAACACUUCAAUGAUUUUGAAUCUCUUCUCUAACCUAGUAUCUGAAGUAUGUGGGGUCUAUCAAGUUUUCUCUCGUUGCUUUCUAGAGGACUAAAUGAGUUCAAUUCAAAAGCACUUUGGUGCAGUAGGGAACCUGGAUUAGUUUAUUACUUUGCUAGGUAGUGGUGUUCUUGAAUCCAGGUUUUUAUGAACGUCCUCUGCCACUUCAUGCUUUCCUUUUCCCAAUACUGUUCUUUCCUUUUAUGUUAAAAACAAUGUUUAAGAAGGAGUUCAGGACUGUUCCAAUGACACCUUUAUCAUCUUUAGUGAUGUCUCUAUUAAUUGCACUCUUUUAAUUUCACUCUUCUCUUUCCAGUGUAUUCAUCUGCUCCUGUCUCCUCUUCUCUACCUGGGCUGGAGGUGAAACCCUCCAUGGAAUCCCCAGUGUAUAUUUUUCGUGAUGAGCCGGGCCCUACCUGCUCCCCAGGACCUUGCCCACUACCUAGCAGCAGUAGCAGCAGCUGGCUUGUGGACUGGGCAGAAUAUGGCAACAAUAGUAGUGGCGCUUAUGAGGACUUACAGCAGAAUGACACCAACAUCUCCCCGGCUAUUCCCAUAAUCAUCACUGCAGUCUACUCCAUGGUCUUUGUGGUGGGCUUGGUUGGCAACUCUUUGGUCAUGUUUGUCAUCAUAAGGUAAGAGGUAUGAAGGAGGAUUUUGGUGGGUCUUUUAACUGUCAUUGUUGGGGGAAAGCUACAUAACUAAAGGGAACUAAGGGAAAAUAGCUUAGUGGUAGGUAGAGCAUCUACUUUGCAUGCAGAAGACCCCAGGUUCAGUUCCCAGCAACUCCAGAUAGGACCGGGGAGACUUCACACUGGAUCCAUUGAGAGCAGCUGUCAGUUAGCAUAGACAAUACUGCGCUAGGUGGAUCAGUGGUCUGCCAUGUUAUAAUGUUUCAUGUAAGGGGGAAAGCUCUCUGUUUCUUGAUGGUUUGUGUCCCUUGGGCUGCUUGAGUUCUAGGAUGCUUCCUUACUGAGGGCUAUUUGAGAGCCAGGACCAAACUACAAAUGCUGGAACAGUGCUUGCAAAUGGCAGGGUGGGUGGGAUGGCAGAAACCCCUCAUUUAUGUGGCAUUACUAAUUCGAGAUAGUUUCCCUCACAGUUUACUGUGCUAACCCAACAAAGGGGGAAACUGCUUUGUGGACACUGAUGUGACUGUUUUAAGUUUGAGUCAGAGACUGUCUUCAUUUGGUUGUAAGAAUAAAAGUGAAAACUGAACAGAACAUGGGCUUGAAAAUUAAAAGUCUGAGAGAGUCAGUGCUGGAAAGCACUGUGGAAAUAUGUGAGCAGAGCUCCCUCCAGGGAUAAGACACAGUUAAUGUGGUCUAUAUUAUUGCUAACAUUAUAUAAUACACAUACACUUCAACUGCCAGUAGAUCUAGUAUUUAUAAUAUUUUCCUUUUUUGUUUUUCAAAUGAAACAGUGUCAUUAUUUAUUAUUAUUUUUUAAUCUAUAUAGAAGUUUUGUUACUCUCCCUCCCACCCCCCAUCAGAUGUCUCAACAGUAUAACAUGGGUAUAUUUGGAAGAAAAGAUUCCCCCACCAGGCCUAACAGAGCCCUUUUUUACCCCCACUCCCUGCACGUGAGUAGAUGUGCAGGCAGCACAAAAUGCCAUUGAGGUAAAUGUGAGGUCACUGUAGCUCUAUCCAAGCAUCCUUUCUCAUCCCGUGAAGAAGGGAGAGCAAGGGUGUGCUAGCUACAUAACCUUCCUAAUGGUCUGACUCCAAAGGUUGGGUUCUGAACUUCUACAGCAGGGAGGCCACUCAACAGGCAAGGGCUCUGCCUCCUAUGAUGGGAAAUGUUUGAGGGAGGACACCUGACUGGGGUUUCUGAGUUUCCCACCCAGUCCUCUCUCUAGGUUCGAUACAAAUUGCUUAUGCACCAAGGCAUGAGUAGCUUGUGCUGAGUGGAGGGAAGGAGUAGAAGAGAACAUGUGUGGUGAAUGAUGUCCCAUUCACGCUACUGGCCCAUGCCUGGUGAGGGGAUAGGUAUUCUGUUGAGCUUGUGGGAAUCAUUCAUAUAUGAAGACUGCACUCAGAGGAUGGGGUUGUGGAGGGUGGGGAAAUACACACACAGACUCUCUCUCUCUCUUGUGUGUGUAUGAGAGAGAGAGAGAGAGAGAGAUGCAACUGAUUUCAACACUCUGAAUAUGAAUAGCAUGAACUAUCAUAUAAGUGCACAUAAAAUUGCAGAUCUUUUUUUUACAGGAUACUUGAUGGAUGUUUUUUGGUGGGGGGGGAUAGAUACACUACAGGUAAUCUUGGAUCAAUUUUCUUGACUGCUCUUUUUUUUCUUUCAAACAUCUGCUGUGAGCCUUGAUUGUGAUUGAAGCCCUGAUGCUGUAGAAGUGGGAUUAAUCUUGCAACACAUGCCACUUCCCUGAUCGAAAAUGCCCUCCCCCAAAGCUAAUGGUAGCUGUAAUAUGAAAAGAAAAAUGCAGGCAGCAUACAAUUAACUGAAUUGCCCCCCAGCAGAGCUAAUAGGAGCUUCAGGAUGGGGAAAAUUGAGAUGGAGACAAUGAUGUUGGGAGUGGAAUAUCUUAAAUAUCUUUUCUCCCAGCACUGCUUCUCAAAUCAAAACUAGAGUUUUCAAUAGCUUUCUUAAAUUUACCAUCCAGAGAGAGUUGGUAGCAGAUCUCCCAGUCAUUUAUCUUUGGGCCAUCUGCUUUUUCACUAUCUUUUUUCAAAAAAUAUUUUACCAGUUUUGGAAGCCGUCAGUUUUCUGUACUAAAUUUCUGGUGUGCUUCAUACUGUGAUCAAAAUCAUUGGCAGCAUCCUUUCCAGCUGCUCAAAUCCCACAGUUUGGAAUGUUUGGUGCUAAAUCAUGUUGGGGUUUUUUUUGGGGGGGGGAGCUAAUCAGUGCUCAGCAAGCCAGACAGGUAAAAAGGGGGUGGAGAAAACAAAGCAAAAAAUAUAAACAGUGAACAAUACUGAAUAAUAAAUUUAAGCAGACACCUGCACAACAUUAACAAUUCAUUGCCGUCCUCCAGAGGAAGUGCUUCCAAAUCAGCACAAUAAAUGGAUGUUUUAGUGGGAAAAUGUGUAUUUCACAAAAUUUAUGUGAGGGGAAACACUGGAUCUUAUAAACUUCUAAAUUAUACAAACAAUUUCUAAUGCGUUUUAAAUGAGGAGUGUGAGAUAGAGAAGCUUUCUUUGUGCCUGUGUGGAAGGGGGCAUUAUAAACUGAGUUUCUCUGUAUUCAUAUGGGAGCGGGUGUCUCUAUGAGAAGGUAUACAUUUCUGUUUGUUUGCGGAAAGAAUGAUUGUGUGCAACAGAAAAAUGAUUUUCCAGGUGCCUAAUUACUUUGACUGGCUACAACUCUAUAUACACUGACAUGGGAACAGAUCCUACUGAGCGCAAUGGGGCUUCCUUCUCUGGAGUAACUUGUGUAGGAUCUCACUUCUAAUUACUGAAGUCCUUGAAAUGGUGCUUAGCAUGAUGGCUAAGUUAGUUCACUUCCUUCAGUGUUUCUUUCCUUUCCUUUUUCUCUCUUUGAAUGGGUUUUGUGUCAUGUCUUCACUAACGGCUUUUCAGAGUUCCCCAUCUGAAAAAUGGGCAAAUGCUUUCUGAAAAUUCUUCUAAACAUGUAGUAUCUUAAUAAUAUGCUGCAGAUAUAUGUGUUAGGCAUGCACCUUGACAUGUAGCCUGGAUUUACCUCAUUGAGUCCUUGUUUUGUGCUUGUGAUGCAGUCAGGGUCCGGAGUGUGUAAUCUCUGUCCGCCUAGUAUAAUGUCAGGAGACCUAAGAGCACCUAGGGUAACAACUGUACACCUUAGGUGAACAUACAGUUUCUGUGGGCUCGGCUCCUUUUCUCUAGGUUCCUAAGCCUUGUUCCUAACUGGAUUCUAUUUCUUGAGCAUUUCCUCUUUUCUAAUCAGCUGUCUCUUAAUGUCACUUCCCUCCUCCUGUCAUAAAUUUCGGGAGUUUGUAUACAGGUCUUACUGUACUAUUUUCGGUAACUGAACCCAACUGGAUCUCUGCAGGGCUAGAGACUCAAUUUCUAUAGGAAACAAGACUGGGUUUAAAAUAAAAUGGCACUUUUCUAAUGCCUUUUCUAACUUUAGAAAUACAAUGCAUUUUCUAACUCUGGAAAUCAUACGUGCAAGAAAAGUGUUAUUUUAACAUAUUUUUGUCACAGUAGGAUGUUCACUGGAAAUGUUGCAGGCCUUUUUUUUUUUUUUGUAAGGAGAGGGAAUGGGCACUAAUUUCAUCAUCUAAUGGAAACAGAACUUCAGCCUUUUGGAUUUGCCACUGUGAUGCCAUUGUCAACUAGUAAUGGCUCCCAUAAGAAUGAUGUGACUCCAGCAGUAAUUCUGGAGUCACUCCCUCAAUGUACUGAUGCCCAUUGCCCCAGGAUGCCAGUUAAAUGGAAGAGCAGAUGACUGUCAUCAGACUCCAAAUUAGCCACUUUCCCUAAUUAUCUAACAAGCCUCCAGUGAUUUGAAUAAUUUUCUGCGUUAAAAAAUGGUCUUUACAAGAAACAUUUUUGAAGAUCUUGCAGUAUGGAUACAAUCCCAAUGAGAGGAGAGGAGAAAUAUACUUCUGUUUCUCUGCCGCUUCUGCCUAAAUUUCUGCUGGAAAAAUAUCAAUACAGGGUUCCACACUCGCAAUCACCAGCGGAGUUUGCAUGGGAUUGGGCUAUUAGAAUGCCCAUUUCAUCUAGAAGAAUGUAUUAAAUAUAUAGGGAAAAUACACUUCUACCACACUGUGUGUGUAGUAGUGUUAAACAACCGUUAAAGAAACUAACGAGGAUUAAGAGAUCUUCCAUACGAUUCCUUAUUGCAGGUGUCCUCCAGAAGUUUUAGACUACAACUCCAGCAUCCCUGACCUCUGGCCAUGUUGAGUGGGGCUGAGUAGAAUUUUAGUUCAAAAUAUCAAGAGGGCACUGCUUGGUUAUCCAUGCCUCAUGGUAUAACAAUCUGCACAGGGUUCUAACUUUUUAUUAACUCAAAAGAGUAAUAUAACCCUGCCUAUUAACAUGUACAUAUGGAUAUGUAGAAGAGCUAUGUUUUUCAAACAGAAGCACUAAUACAAAGUAUGUCUGAAAUGAUACACAACAAAACCCACGACAGGCAACACCUGGAUUGGUCUAAUCCAGCCUGACUGGUCAAAUCCAUAUAGUCUAAUUCAUAUGUUCUAGUGCAUAUAAAAGGUAAUAUGGAAUGCCUCAGUACUUUUUAAAAAGAAAUUUAUAUCCCAUCUUUCUACAUCACUAGUGGCACUAAGGCAGCUAACAAAAGCAUUUUUUUUAAAAAAAACUAGCCUUAAAAUAAUAAAACGAUUCAAUGCAAGGAAGUUUCGCAGAUAUGUAUUUCUGUUCGAUUUCAAGGAACAGGAAAACUAGGCAGAUAGUCCUCAGUGUAUGGGGGCUUGUCCACACUCGCUUGUCCCUUGCCUAGAAAGCAUGGAUCGGAGUGGGUUGUCCACUUCUCUUGUUCUUUCUAUGCAUGGAUCCGAGAGAUUUUGCCCUUGCCACACCACUUUCCCUGGGGAAACCCACUCUUUGGCAAUAAAUCAGAGCAAAUGUCAAUAUGGAGAAAAUAUGAAUUGCUGUUUGUUCUAGUGGAAUACUAAAGAGCUCUUUCCCCUAGGAGAAAGCAGCAGGACAAGAGGGAGUGUGGAAAGGCUGAAUGUCAGGUUAAAAGCCUGCCACAACAGUUUUAAGAUGAUGGCAGGAUUCUUGAGAAGCCAUGACUGCCAGAGGGGUAUAAGAGUGGUUUAAUGGUAUGGCAUGGAUGUAGGCUAUUACAUCCUCACAUACAUCUGCUGUCAAACAAAGGUCCCUCAUCCCCAUUCUAUCUAUGUUUUGGGCACAAACCGGCUAAAUGUAUGCAGUUUGUGAGCUGGAACCCAGCGUGAUUCAUGGGGAGAGGUUACGUGUGUUCACCAGGGUUCCUCCACACAGACAUUCCUUCUUCUGUCCAUGUGAUGUUAACUGCAUAGAGGCUAAUGACUAAAGGAGCCUAUAGAAGUCGGGGCACCAAAUUUUGGGUGCUUAGUUGGGUGACUUGGCUCUGGACAGUGGGAAGGAUGCACCACCCCUUCUCCCAUUCUCUCUAGGGUCCCUAUCUUUGGGAUUCAUACCCAAGCCCUACUUGGUGGACAGCAGGGGACAUACUGUCUCACAUCUUUGGGCUUUCCUAUGUGUAGAUAUCGGCAGAACUCUGGCUGCCACUGGCCCCUCUCUCCUAACAAGUCUCCUAAUUAACAUCUAGGAAAUGAAAUACAGUACCUGACAAGACAUCAUCACAUCCAACAUUUACCAGCACUCUCCCGGCAGCAGGAGUUAAAGUGAAGCAUGGGUGGGGAACAUGCUGCUGCCCCAUCAUGUGUUUCUCUAGUUAGUUGUUCCCAGGAAACAUAAGAUAAUGGCUGCCAGCUUUCCUCCUCAUAACAUCUAGUUAGGUCCUCAGAAGAGACCAUUCAAAGAUCAAUAUUCUUUCUGGAGUUCUCAUUAAGAAAGAAGUUCCUUGUACCUGAGAUUAAAGAGUAGAGUCAAUAUCCAUUUUUUUUCCUUGCUGCAUCUUUGAGCCUUAAUUUGGCAAUGCAAGAAUUAGAGCUCACUUAUUAAGUCAAUACUUAUCCAUAGCGCUUUGUGUUGGAUUAGAUGUUGGGGCUGGUGUUAAUGAAAAAAACAAACCAUAACCUAUCACAUCGGCUCCUAUUGCCUGAAGCAACCAAACAGAAGAAGAAACGGCAUGACUGGAAUGCAAAAGUACAUUUCUUUUGAACUGUUGUAUUGUAUUGUAGGGAUGGGACAAUAUGUCCAUUUUGGUUCCUCAUUUGUCCAGUCUUAAGGUCAGUUCCCCACAUUUCCACAUCAGAUUGCAAUUUUUUUUAAAGGUUCCCAUGUAAAUUUAUCAGCAUUUUCCUGCACAUUUCUCCUAGUACACACACACACACACACACACACACACACAGUUUCCCAAAAUAUACACGUUUGUAAAGAAAUUUCCCUAAUAUAAGGCAUAUGGUAUGUUAUUUUCACCAACACAUGCAUAUUUAUAUGCACGCUUCUUUGAGUUUUGUACACAUUUGUUCACUUGAGAACUUUCAUUGCAAUUUUUUUUUAAAGAUUUUCAAAAUAUUACAAAAUGAAAAAAGAAAAAAGAAAAAUACAAAAUAAAAGUAGUUAAAAACAAUUCAAUCUUUCCAUUACUUAUCUUUCAUUUGCUUGUUUCCCGGACCUCCUCGCACCUCCCUUUUUUGUAUUCCAAUUCAAUUUGUUAGUUCAGCAAAUCCUUCCCCUCUUUGUUUAUCCUAGUCUUUAAUCUUAAAAUAUUGUAACAUUAAUUUUUUACCUAUUAAUAAUCCAUUUUUCAUAUUCCCUUAUAAUAUUACAGCUAAAAACCAGUUAAUUUCUAUCCAACAUCAUUCUAACAUUCAUUAAUUUUGCAGUAUUUCUGUAAAUAGUCUUUUCCUAUUCUUUCUUUCACCAAUUAAUCAUCCACUUUUACUUUAUUUAAUCUUAUCUCUCUUAAAACUUAUAUAUCUAAGCUUAUUCUUAAAACGUUUCCCCUAGGGUCAGAAAAAAUUCCAUUCCACGAUUUUCCCAUCUCUCAUUAAAAGAUAAAAAAAACAAAACAAAUUAUAAUAUAUACAUUUUAAAUUCCCAAUUUUCUUUCACCAACUCCCCUCCCCGGUUUCGGCCCCUAGCGAUAGUUCCAUCAAUCUCGGAAAACCAUCAACCCGGAGAUCUUAAGUCCGAGGCUCUUAAAUCUCUUUCAUGUCCCCUCUGCCGGUCUUUUUGGUAUUCUUUGGUGUUAAAGAACAGAUCUCGGUGAAGCUCCAACCCGUCGGUAGUCAUAUUCCUUCUUAGCAGGUAUGCCAGACUUCCGUAGUUAGAAGUAGGGCCUAUAGGAUAUUCCAAAUCUUGUUUCACACUCCUUUCAAAUCCAAAGGCCCUAAAAACUCCAACCUCCGCCUGACUCAGAUUUGUGUCCCAAAAGUCAUUUGAUCUCCACAUAGAGUGAUCUCUCCAUCUUUCAUUUUCCAAACCAAGCCGGGCUUCCAUCUCCAAAAACUGGCUCCUCCUAGUUGCCAUCAUGUAAGGCCUCAAGUUAUAGUCCACCAUUUGCCUCUGUAGGGUUACGGCUCCCCCUUGCAUCACUUUAAUCACAACAGAUUCCUCCUUCUCAGAUUCUUCAAUUUGUUCAGUUAGAAAAAAUUCUUGUGCCGGAUUCUUGUCAACUUCUUUACUAAUGCCCACUUUUGUUCCCAAGGUUACAACAUUGGUAGCCAUAACAUUUAUCUGGUCUUGCAGCUUUCCCAACAAAUAAAAUGUUCUAUUCAAUUGACACUCGACUUCCUUCCCGACCGCCAUCCUUAAGAAGUCCAAGGUCAAAACUAGUUUCUCAAAACUUUUAUCUUAAGCAAUUUCCCAGCUGCAUCCUUACGACAAUAUCCCAGAGCUCCCUCUAGAGGGACACAAGUUCCUUUUAUCACUCCUUCCAGCACAGUCCCAAAGGUCCCAAACGUAAGGUUGUAACAAUUCCUUCCUUCUUUUUGAAUACUGAAACGGACAGUAGAAACAAAGUCCUUCUUUUAUAUCUUAAUAGCUAGCUUGUAUCUUGACAGCUAACUUGACAGCUGUCAGAUUUAUCCGUCAACGGGCUCUCACAGACCGCUCCCGGUUUUAGGGAAAUGGCGCUUCAGUUCCCAAAUUUUAACCCUCACCUGCAGGCUUCCCUGCUUCUAAGAAGAUAUUGAUAGUAGUUUCAAUCAGUGGAGUUUAGAUCCUUUACGUAAGACUUUCCACGACCUUAGUUAACAAGUUCUUUGCUUCAGUUUAUUUACAGAAAGGGGAGGUGGACUUCCUGUUUAGACCUUCCCCGAUCGGUGCCAAUUUAAAAAUACUUUAAAAGCCCAAUUUCCGUUCUACUCACGGGUUGUUGUUUAAAAUCCAAUUGUCCACAAGAAAAAGUCAGCGCUCUCCAGCAACGGCUAUGCGGCUUCGCUCUGCGAAAAAAGCAGUUGACUCACAGCACCGUGCCACUCACCCCGCUCCGCUCCGAAGCCCGUAAACGGGUCUCCUUGCGAGUUGGGGGCGUGCAAAGGGUGCCCGCCGAGUCCCACGUUCAUAGGCUUCACCCGCCUAUGAUUUCUGUAGGGUCCCCGCUUCGCCGUAGCGGUAUAGACCCAAUUUCCGCGGAGCUAGUCCCUCCAUUAGCUGAUGGCGCUAACCCGGAAGUCCUUUCAUUGCAAAAUUUGAAUGGGUGAGACUUGGGAAAUCUGUUUGCAUUUUGGUUUGCAUAUUGUUUUGGAAAGUGAGAAUUAAGUAAGGAUGCUCUUAAAUGUGAACUGAAUCAAAUUUCUCUCCCAUCCCUCCCUAUGACCAAAAAAAAAAAAAGUGAGAUGCUGCAUUCAGUAAUUUGUCUGUCAUCAAAAGCUCCUAAGAAAGCUUUGUGGUGGGAUAGAUGGGAGAUCACCUCUGGAUUAGAAACUGGUUUAAAACAGGUAAUAAACUUUUCCUGCUUAACCAUUUCUUGUCAUUGGUAGCAGCAGGUGACAUGAUUGGACAGUGCCGCUCAACUGACCUCCAGCUAGUUAUGUCAUUUCUGCUUAUUGGGAGGUAGAGUAGUAGUAGUGAGGCAGUGGUGAGGUUGGCACAGUGCAAACAUACUUACACAGUUAAUCCAGUGUUCUUCCUGGUGAGUUUGCACUAUGCCAACCUUGCCUCCCCUCUUCCCUCUAUUGCCCAGUAAGCAGCAGUGAUGCAGCUGGCUGAAGGUCAGGUAGGUGUUGCAGCCACAGUACCCACUACUGGUCAUAAGCUUCAGUCGCAAGUGAAUGAAAUCCUUUAAUUUUCCAGUUUGCAAGUCCUUUGGGUUUCUUGGGCAAAUGCUUGGCUGCCUCUUUUAAAGAUGUUCUUUUAUGAACAGUCAUUUAGUUGUAUGUUUUCCAGAUGUUGACUUAAAGGCUAAUUUGAGUGAGCAAUUGCAGUCCUUAAACAUUAGUGUUAAUCAUAGCAACAUUUAAUAUAUACAGUAGUUUUAAUCAAGGCAAACAGCUGCAAUUUGCAACCCUGAUUAUCUGUGAAAACUGCAUAUAUAUGACUGCAGAUUUCGUGCAGAUUGUUGUUGCCAGCUACUGCAUAAUACCAUCUGCAGACUAGCAAUACAAAUUUUAAGAAUACAGCUGCAAAGAGAUCAUAGAAGCCUAAUGGAAAUCAAUGGGGGAAGUAAGUUGUGACUUAUUCAAGUAUUGCUACUUUAACAAAAUUCAAAUGUAGCCAUUUUUCAUAGAGGUGGUGACAGUGUAAUUGCACAUGUUUCAACUAGUACAAGUGGAAUGAAAGAGUUUAACACUGAAAUGCUACUCUAAAUUAUGCUUGCCAAAUGACACAGGAUAAGCUUGCAACUAAAUCCUCGACCCAACUAUGACUUCAAAUAACAAUAGGGUAGUAAAGUUACAACAGCGUAGCAAUUUUGUUACACCAUCACAACCUUAAGUCACUGUUUCUGCUAUGUUAAUGUAUAACUAGUAACUACAAUGGUGUGUGUGUCCAUAUGUAAACAUGUCUGUGCCUCAGGGCCCAACAUAUUUUGAACUCUGUAGAUAAAUUGUCUAAAAUAUAGAAGAUCAGAAGCAGGAGUGUGGGGACUCUUUGCAGCUAACAGGCAAAUUCCUGGGCUCUCCCCUCUCCCUCACCGGUGGGCAACUUUGAUUUGUGGACAGGGCUGGCCAGGUGCCAUUCACUUGAUGUCACCACGAUGUUAGGAGAACCAUUUCUCCUUUGUAGCAUGGCUUGAGUUCAAGCUGUGCUGCAAUGUAAGAGCCAAGUGGGGCUUUGAAGUUACUGCAAAUUCACCAGUGGAGGCAAUCUGUAACCUGGGUUGGUACUGAAGUUAUAACGUCUGAAUUGGUCAAAAAUUCAUUUUUGUUCUAGAGUCUUAGAAGGGACAUGACUAUGAGGGCAUGGCUUGGGGAUUGUCCUGAAGAGUGCCUGAAUUUCAUAAUUCACCACUUGACCAGUACUAGGAAAAGCCCUACAUUUGUAUACAUUCACAGUGAUUAUCAUGCUACUGUUUGCAUGUGUGACAUUUUGUAAUAUAACCAGCUGGCAAUAUUCAGCUAUUCAGUCCAUUAAGUAUUUUGUCUUACGGCAGUACAGUAGUGCUGAAUGUUGCUAAAGGCUGACAGAUCAAUGGCAACCACUCACUUGGCAAAAAACACAACUAAGGUUCCUGAAAAGAAUGGAAACACUAGGGGUGUUACUUGUUAUCCGCUGAAAAAAUUAUAUCCUCAUUUAGUUGUUGUUGGAUCUUAUUUCAUGAAAAUAAAUCUAGCAACUUUAUGAUGGCUUGACUAAUUUGCAUAAUCUAAUUAAAAUUGCUCAUGAAUUUAGUUCUGCUGCUGGCAAGUAAAAUUUAAUUGCUAACACAGCAUUGCAGCAAUAAAUCAGUUAAAGGGUGAAAUAAAAUAUAUAGACUACAAGCCUUGGCAAAUGCUAGUAUUUCUGUCUGUAAACAGUAGCCUACUGAAAACUGCUCCAAGUUUUCUUUUGCAAAAAAUAAAUAAAAGGAAAAAUGUAAAAAGUGGGCUUGCAGAAGAUGUGAAAUGUCGCCUGAAAAAUCCAAAUAAAUCUGUCUUUGCCCUCCUGCAAUUGCUCCCACAGCUACUAUUUUCUUCCCUUGAAUUUUUCUCCAGUACUAUUUUAUUCUCUCUUGCUGCAUGAUACUUACACCCAAAGGAGAAAUUAGCAUAAAGCCAACAAUCAAUACAACAAUUUACACAUUGGAAGAAACACACAGAGAAGAAUGCAAAACUGUAAUUAAGCAAUACAACACCCUUGCUUUUCUUAGAAGGGUUCAUUCUCCAGCCACUCCCAGAUUCUAACUAAACAAUUGACUUAAUGCCUUUGUCUCAAGGCUAAAAUAUGGCAGUGUAGGCACUCACAUAUGACUAUAUAGCAUCAUCUCUGAGGGAAAAUAAAGAAGCAUUGUCCUUAUUCAGGGGGGUAAGUAGGAAAGGGAAAACAGGAACAUGUAUUUCUUAUGCAGUGCUGAACCAAACAAUGAAACUGCUUCUGGGAACAUUGCCCAGUUGCAUUGGAAAUGCAGUGCUCUGUUUCUUUCUCAGAGAUCAGUGAUGGGAAAACUGUGGCCCACUAGAUGUUGUUGGACUCUAGCUCCCAUCAACCCCAGCUAGCAUGGCCAUUGGGUUACAAUGGGAACAGGGCCAGACCUACCAUUAGGUAAAAUGAGGCAGUUGCCUCAGGCAGCAGAUACUUGGUGGGUUGGGGAUGGGGAUGAAUAAUCAGAAGAUAGAACUGUGUGUGUGCCUGCCCUUCACACACUAUCUUGCUUUCUUCCAUUGUGGUAAAGUACCCCAUAAGUGUUUAAAUAAAUAAAUAAAUAAAUAAAUAAAUAAAUAAAUGUUUUAAUUGAAAGGUUUCUGAACAUACAAAUAACAAAUAUCAAAACAAAACAGAAUCACAGUACAUUGGCUGCAAUAGUGUUCAUUAUGAAAUCCAGUAUAUUAACUUAUAGUCUUCCUAUAGGUUGCCAUGAGUUGAUGGAGGAAUCAUAGGAUCUUUUGCCCAAUGUGGGGCUUGAACCCACAACCUUGAGAUUAAGAGUCUCAUGCUCUACCAACUGAGCUAUAUAAGUAAACUGUUAACAUAUGAAACAAAACAAAACAAAGGGUUAUAUAUUUUUAACCUUCAUAGCCUUCAGUUUUCCUGUUAACUUUUCAGCUAAAGCAAUUUGCCAAAUGGUUGUGCAUCACUUGGAUAAUGUUAAUCCUAGAGUGGUUUCUCAGUUUCUCAGUGACAAGCCACCACCAUUGAAAAUAUAACUAAGUCCUUGUAAGGGAAUUCCAGCAGUUUAAUUAUAAAACAUGGGCAACAAAGUUAGCCGAGAAGUACAUUGCUUACAUCCCACUAUUUUACUGACACCACUAGUGUUCAACUGCCAAUCCAGCCUGCUUUUGUAGAUGGAAUUGUGGUAUUCAAAGCUGCAAUUUUGUCCUUUGCCUCAAGCAGCAAAAUGUCUUGGCCUAGCCCAGAGUGGGAGUGAAGUCCAACAUCUGGAGAACCAAAGGGUCUAAUCCUAAUAGGGAAACAUUUUCACCCCUGUUAGUGCACCAUCAUCACAUACACAAAAGUAACUUAAAGGGGGGGAGUACUUUGGGUGUCUGGGAAACCUUCAGUGAAAAGUGCCCCCCGAUUUAAAUUCACGUCAAAGUUAAAUGUUUCUUUCAGAGCAUUCUCAAAACUAAACUGACUUAUAGGAUGACAUAAUGAAAAUUCUUCUUGCUUUGCAGGUACACAAAGAUGAAGACAGCAACCAAUAUCUACAUUUUUAAUCUGGCCCUAGCAGAUGCCCUAGUAACCACCACAAUGCCUUUCCAAAGUACUGAGUACUUAAUGAACUCGUGGCCAUUUGGGGAUGUGCUGUGUAAAAUAGUCAUUUCCAUUGACUACUAUAACAUGUUUACCAGCAUAUUCACGCUGACCAUGAUGAGUGUUGAUCGAUACAUUGCUGUGUGUCACCCGGUGAAGGCUCUAGACUUCCGUACUCCCCUGAAGGCAAAGAUAAUCAACAUAUGUAUCUGGCUCUUAUCUUCAUCAGUUGGCAUAUCAGCCAUCGUCCUCGGAGGUACCAAAGUCAGGGAAGGUGAGUGUGGGCUCUGUUCUUUGCCGGUGAUUUGUUCCUGCUCAAUAAUAAACUUUUUAAAAAAGCAUAGAGGAGACUAACACAAUUAACUUUUGAAUACCAGCUGCUUUUAUGCACUUGGCUUGUUCUUACUAGAAUCCUCAAAACUGCUCCUUUUCCUUUUUCAAAAGAUGGAUUUCUAGUGAACAUGGUUGCAACUGCAAAAUAAUCUAGCCUCCAAUACAGUACUCUUACUUGAAAGCUAGUAUAGGUCAGUGCCUAAGAGAUUAAGGUGUGAUGCUGAUUGUAGGGACAAAGGUAGCUGCUUUGUCCCAUUAGUCCAUCUAGCUACAUAUUGACUGAAAUUAUGGAGUGCUGCCGCCAGUCAUUGUAGACUCUGCACUGACUGGCAGUGACUUUCCAGCAUCUCAAAGGACAUUCCCAGUCCCACCUGGAAAUGCCAGGGAUUGGAACUGGGGCUUUCUGUAAGCAAAGCAGAUGUUCUGUUAUGGCCCUUUCCCAUUAGGAAUUCACUGGUUUAAAUCUUGCCUUCAGGAGAUGGACUUUGACAGUAGAUGGACUUUGACAAGUUUCACUUAUUAGGAAAAUCUCAGCUCCUACCCCUUUAACAAUAUGAGAAUAAUACUACAAUUGCUAUUAAUGAUUGCUGAGAUCACACACACACACACACACACACACACACAUCUAUGCAGUAUUUUUACAAAACUGUACUACAUAAAUGCAAAAAAUUAUUCAUAGUUUUUACUUUCCUGUGUGAAAGAAAAAAUAGCCCACCCUGAUUCAUAUACGAAAUUGUAACAUACGUAGCAGUCUGGCAACCACACAUUCUCACCAAAACGUCAUCCAUAUGAAUCAAUUGCAUGCAACAGAAAUCUGCAAACUGGUUGAACCCCUCAAGCUGAUGGUGUAUCUUUCAUGGGCCCUGCAGUGAUGAACGAGCUGAAUGAGACCAGAUCCUGAAAAGGAUCCAAAUGCAUUGGUUCACAUCUGUUAAAUUAUGUAGCUGGAACUUUGUGUGUGAAAAGCACAGCCACGAUUGAGCCUUGUUAAUAUGCAGUGAAUAAUUAUGCGAUACCCAUUAGAUUAUAAUUCAGAAGCACUUAGAAUGAAAAGUACAUGAUAUUAUGCUACGAAAUAUAAUCACUAUUAACCCAUUGGUACUCUUAUCAGGUGAGUCACUCUGCAGUGGUUGCCUGAAGUCAGUCAAACUAUGUUGACAUGUAUGGUUUCAGGAUUUGAUGUUUUAUAGCCCAUUCAUCGUAACACCUAACCAUUGCACCUAUCCUUCUAAAAAAUUGCAUGCUACUUACCUUGGGUGCUUUUGUAACCUAUGCUAUAUUCAUACAGUCCCCAAAAGUGCAGGGGGAAAGUGAAUUGCUCCUUCCCAGAUUUAAAAAAACUCCCCUUACACAAUGCCACUGGCAGGGUUAAUCCAAUUAGAAGGGGUUACUAUGCCAGAAAGUGUGAUCAUUAUUUCCAAGAAUUUAUAUCCCACUGUCCCUCCCUAAGGAGAUCAGAGAAGAGUACACUAAAAACAGUAAAACAAUAUAAACAAGCAGCAGCAAACAAGAAGACUCAUAGUUUCUAAUCUCAACAAAUUCUGCAAAAAACAACAACCCACUAUUGGUUCAAUUCCCCAUGUUCAUGGUAGACUGUGGGAAGACAGAGGAAGCCCUGAAUUUCUGAAGCAGGCCUCCACUUUGGACCUGAGUCUAAGCAGGUCUGGCCCAAAGUGGUCUGAGGAAAAGCAAUCCACUUUCCAGAGGCCCAAAGAGGGAUCCAAACUAGGGUCACAUACACACUAUACAAUUAAGGCACACGCUCCUAAAAAAAUCCUGGGAACUGUAGUUUGUUAAAGGUGUUGAGAAUUGUAGCUCUCUAAGUGGUAAACUAUGGUUUCCAGGAUUCUUUUUUUGGGGGGGAGGGGUGCUUUAAAUGCGUGGUGUGUGCACAGCCUGAACUUGUCCUCCGUGUAUACUUUACACUGUGUGAUUUACACUAGAUCCAAGGUGCAGAACCUUUCUUAGCCCAAUGGCCAUGUUCCCUUAUUGCUAAGCUUUCAGGGGCUGCAGGCUGAUUGUGGUGAGCAUGGUCAGAGGCAGAAGUGGGUGGAUAAAUGGAUGUGACUCUUUCUUUUGCACAGUAGGCUACAUUCCAGCCAAUACAAAAGCCUGAGAUUUCUACACCCACACCCAUCUCUUUAUUCAGGUAAGCAAGAGACACUGUCCCACUUCACAGAUACAUUCCAGACAGUCAAGAGCACUCAUGGAACAGGGGCAGUGAGGGUUGUGGCUUGUUUCUGUGAUAGACUCUCUCUCUCUCUCUCUCUCUCUCUCUCUCCACCCCCUCCCUCUCCCACAGGGCUAACUACUCCAUGUAUAAUUUUUCAGCAGCUUCCAUGCUUUCAGUGUUUUUCUUGUCAAUUUAAUAUCAGGAAUGCAAAAAGCACAAUUUGUUGUGGAGGAGCAAAGCCUGUUAAGACCAUCGGUUCAGUUGAGUGGGUUGAAGCAUGAUAUUACUCUGUAGAAUAUUUGUUCUUCAGCAUCAUGAAUUUCUCAUCUCUGUAAAUCAUGCAUUCCCACUCUCAGCUGUUCUUCCUCAUUACUUACAGAACAACCCUUCUAAAAGCUACAUCUCUUUCUAACCACCAUAAUUGAAAGAGCUCCAGUUCAUUAGAGAGAUACAGAAUCGCCUUCAGGUAGAGACAAUAAACUCUCUGUUUGAAAUACAUUCGUAAGGGCACAUGAAAGUUCACCCUCUCAGAUCAGCACUAACAUCACAAAGCAAAGUUGAGCAAACUAUGGAAUGCACAGAGGAUAAGGGACUGCAAUUAGAAAGUGAAGACCCAGUUAGGAACACCUGACCCUAACAGUGCAAAGUGGAAAGUCUUGAAAUCACAUUAGUAACAACAACAACAACAACAAUAACAACAACAACAACUUUAUUACAGUAUUUAUAUGUCACCCAUCUGACUGGGUUGCACCAGUCACCCUGGGCAGCUCCCAACAAAAUAUUAAAAACAGAUUAAAACACCAGCCUUUAAAAACUUCAUUGAAUAGGGCUGCUUUCUAAAAGACAUCUGGUCUUCUAAAAGUCAAAAUUUUGACAUCUGAUGAAAGGGUGUUCCACAGGGUGGGCACCACUACUGAAAAGGCCCUCUGCCUGGUUCCCUGCAACCUCACUUCUCUCAGUGAGGGAACUGCCAGAAGGUCAUCGGUGCUAGAUCUCAGUCUCCAGGCUAAAUGAUGGGGGUGGAGACUCUCCUUCAGUUUUUUUUUACAUUAUUUUGGAAUUCUCAUGACAUGCAUACUUAAAAAAGACAACAACCCACUGUUAAACUGUUAGUUUAAUCUGUUCCUGUGUUUCCUUCUUGUUGGCUUUUUCAUUUACAGACACAGGCAGUACAGAGUGCUCUUUGCAGUUCCCAGAUGAAGAUUAUGCCUGGUGGGACACUUUUAUGAAAAUCUGUGUCUUUGUCUUUGCGUUUGUUAUCCCAGUGCUAAUCAUAGUUAUCUGCUAUACUCUGAUGAUUCUGCGCUUGAAGAGUGUGCGGCUCCUCUCUGGAUCCCGAGAGAAAGACCGAAACCUCCGUCGCAUCACUCGACUUGUUCUUGUCGUGGUUGCAGUUUUCAUUAUCUGCUGGACCCCAAUCCACAUUUUUGUCUUGGUCGAGGCCCUUGGAGAUGUGUCACACAGCACUGCGGCCAUUUCCAGCUAUUAUUUCUGCAUAGCUUUGGGCUACACCAACAGCAGUCUAAAUCCCAUCCUGUAUGCUUUCCUGGAUGAAAACUUCAAACGGUGUUUCAAAGAUUUCUGCUUUCCCUUUAAGAUGAAGACAGACAGACAAAGCACCAGCAGAGUCAGAAACACCGUUCAAGAUCCUGCUUAUUCCAGGGAGGCUGAUGGUACAAACAAGCCAGUAUGA
Molecule: messenger RNA, 20729 nt
Organism: Podarcis lilfordi (Lilford's wall lizard)
Lineage: Eukaryota; Metazoa; Chordata; Lepidosauria; Squamata; Lacertidae
Source: the annotation of a GenBank genome assembly